AUGCUGGGCGAGAGUCACCCCGGCAGUAUCAGACUCCCGACUCGGCAUACGGCUCAGACGUUGAUCAACGACCACGAUAUCAUACCACCAACGAACUAUCUCCGCAGGUGCAGCCUCCAGUGCUGCCUUCUCCUCGGUCGGAGCACCAAUUCUAUCGUCCUGUUCAAGCAAGCCCGCACUCUCCUCUUCAGCAACGACCACUCACGGCUGGUGCCCAACCCAGGUCUCCGAGGAGCAAGUAUGUUGAGUACUGUCACGACCAUGACAUACGACUCUCAGGCGACGGCAAGUGGAGAAAAACGGCUCAAGAAGAAGCGCAGCGCAUUUGGCUGGCUGAAGAAGGCUUUCUCUCUCGACGAGGAGGAGCGAAUGGCAUACGAGCAACGCAGACAGCAGCAAACGCCCAACAUGUACUACGAUGCCAGGAGCCCCAAAUUCUUGGACGGCAAGAGAGUCACACCACGCUAA
Molecule: messenger RNA, 468 nt
Organism: Colletotrichum karsti
Lineage: Eukaryota; Fungi; Ascomycota; Sordariomycetes; Glomerellales; Glomerellaceae
Exons: 2
Coding region: 1-468 (155 amino acids)
Source: RefSeq, a predicted model, not a curated record